AUGAACAAAGCAGAAGCACCACGUCGCCCGACCGCCUCUCUAAAAUUCACUAUCGACAACAUCCUCAACCUCAAGACAAGCGGCAGUAACUGUGACACUUGUCACUCCGCCGGAUCGCAGGAUGAACUGGCCACAGCGAUGCGUAAAGACAGUUUUCAUCACGAAGAGAAAGGAACUCAAGCCAGACAGGACCCGGACAGGCUCAACGACAGUGAGUUAAUCACAGACUGUAGCGGAUCAACGGAAACGGUCGUCAUCAGCCGCGGGAAUCAGAGGAAGGUGACGGAGGCGCGCUUCGAGAGCGGGGACAGCAGCUGCGAUGACAGCAGCUCCCCCACCGCAGCCACAGACGCCCACAAAGGAGGGAGCCCAGGCAAGAAGAAUAAAAUGAUAACGAAAAAGAAAACACGCACUAUUUUUUCAAAGAGACAGAUUUUUCAGCUGGAGUCUACUUUUGACAUGAAACGUUACCUGAGCAGCGCAGAGCGCGCCUGCCUUGCCAGUUCGUUGCAGCUCACGGAGACCCAGGUAAAAAUAUGGUUUCAGAACCGUAGGAAUAAAUUGAAACGACAAAUUUCUAACGAAAUCGAGGGACCAGUUAGCGAUUUCCCCGAGACUGGAAAGCCUGUGGUGGUGGGGCAACUCCCGGCUUUGUACAAAGAGAGCAACCUGCUGGGGAGAUGCCUGCUGCCCGUGCCUCUGCCCGUGGUCUACCCGGGAAGUAGCACGCCUUACCUCUGCUUCUCAAACGCCAGCAAGUACUUCAGCCUGUAUGAAGGGGACGUAUGAUGCUUUUAACAAUUCCCCGCGUGAAAGAGACACUUUUAGUGGUCUGUUGCCAACUUUGAAGCAUUUAAGGUGGUUUAGAUGGAGGAGACGGCUCUGGGGCCUUAACUGUUGAUUAAGACUGCAACUACAGUGGCAGGGGAGUAGUUACAUAUCACAUACAAAUAAGCGGAUUCAGUAUUAUUUAUUUUCAGUCAUCUGUGGGUUUUGUAGAGGCCUGACACGAAACCUAUUGUUACACAUAGCCCUGUACAGAUCAUUCUCAGGCUACGCUAAUGAUAGCCCGAGGGAGGCCCAAAACAAUAUAAUUUAGAUCAUUUUAUUGUUUACAUUAUUAUUAUUAUUGUUAUUAUUAUUAUUAUUGUUGACAAAAGCAUAUCCAGCAGCCUAAGCCACCAAAGAAAUUAUUAUAUCCGAUUUGCAUG
Oreochromis aureus is the source of this 1211-nucleotide messenger RNA. It is a transcript of the gene hmx4, whose product is annotated as H6 family homeobox 4. Gene Ontology annotation, biological process: regulation of transcription by RNA polymerase II. The transcript is spliced from 2 exons. Bases 1 to 789 code for a protein of 262 amino acids. Lineage: Eukaryota; Metazoa; Chordata; Actinopteri; Cichliformes; Cichlidae. The record is from RefSeq and is a predicted model, not a curated record. Gene Ontology annotation, molecular function: DNA-binding transcription factor activity, RNA polymerase II-specific; RNA polymerase II transcription regulatory region sequence-specific DNA binding. Gene Ontology annotation, cellular component: nucleus.